AUGGAGGGAUAUCAAGGAAUCAAAUUGCCAACUUGGGCAUCAACAAUGGAAACUUUUCUUCCAUGCCUUGUCAGUAUCAAGCUGUCAAGUUUACAUGAGUUGCAGCAUCUCCCGUCAAUGAGUCAACUCUGCCAUUUGAAAUCUCUUCAGCUUUGGAAUAUGCCCAUGGUAGAGCAUAUCGAAAGCGAUGCACCUUCAGCUUCAGUGUCUAAGGCCACGAAGCCAAUGAUGACUUUCUUUCCAUCUCUUGAGGAGUUAGUGCUAGUAGAGAUGCCACAGUUGAAGGGAUGGAGGAGAAAUUUAUUAUGGAAAGAGAUGGAAGCAGGUGGUGGUUGUUUGAUCAAUGACAGAGGUAGCCAGGAACAAGCUGUAAUUCUACCGUCAUUUCCUCGUCUCCGUGAUUUGAGUAUUGGAUAUUGCAACAGUAUGACUUACUUUCCUCCAUGUCCACUUCUGAAAAAACUUGAACUUUGGGUCGUCAAUGAAGCAUUGACAUUUUGUAUGAAGGGAGGCUUCCAUCCAAGUCCAAUCAAGAGCACUACUGUCUCAACUUCACCAUCGUCCUCCAGUUCAUCAGUGCCAUGCAGUCUAAGAGCUCCUAUUUUAUGUUUAGAGAAGCUCAACAUAGAUAAUCCAACUAUUUUUAAUUCUCUGUUUGAAGAGUUUGUGCUAGGUGCUGUUCAUAUUCAAAUAGAAGAUUUUGCUCAAGUUGAAAGUAUGUGGACUGUUAGGAAGGGGUUUCGAGGUUGUGAAUCUUCAAUUCGACACCUGAAAUUAGAGUCAUGUUCAGAAUUGACCACUCUGUCAGGAAGCGGAAUAGAGCAUCUCUACAAUCUGCAGUCCCUCUCAAUUGAGAGAUGUGAUAACUUGGAUUUGGAAGGGAUGCCAUGGUGUGAUAAUCUGGAUUAUUGGGGAGUGCCAUGUAUUUCUCUUGACUCCCUCUCUUCCUUGAGAUUAGCUGAACUUCCGAAGCUGCUAAAUCUGCCAUGGAGAUUUCAGUACUUGACCUCCCUUCAAUCCCUCCAAAUUGAAAGUUGUGGGAACUUGGAGGCCCUAGGGGAUUGCAUUGGCUCUCUAUGUUCGCUUCGUUCCCUCCAAAUUAAAAAUUGUUACAAUUUGAAGGCCCUUCCGGAAUGCAUGGACUCUCUAAAGUCCCUGGAAUUGCUGCAUAUCAGCCAUUGCCAUGAACUGAAAUCGUUGCCAGAAGCAAUGUGUCAUCUCACCUCCUUAAUAACACUUAAAAUACUAUACGCUAGAGAUGACCUCGAGAAAAGAUGUCUACAGCCAGAUGGGGAGGAUUGGCCCAAAAUACGCCAUAUCCCUCAUGUUUAUGUUAUUGGAUGGACAAGAAGGGCUUUCAUUUACGACAUGUUUGGUGAAGUAUGA
This is a messenger RNA of Chenopodium quinoa (quinoa), 1386 nucleotides long. RefSeq names its product putative disease resistance protein RGA3. The record is from RefSeq and is a predicted model, not a curated record. The coding region runs from base 1 to 1386 and encodes 461 amino acids. NCBI's taxonomy places the organism in Eukaryota, Viridiplantae, Streptophyta, Magnoliopsida, Caryophyllales, Amaranthaceae. The transcript has a single exon.